Acaulospora morrowiae is the source of this 365-nucleotide messenger RNA. Lineage: Eukaryota; Fungi; Glomeromycota; Glomeromycetes; Diversisporales; Acaulosporaceae. The record is from the annotation of a GenBank genome assembly.
GAAAUCAGGAACAAUUCCUAUUUACCUCUGAAACACUAUUACAAUUUUCCCAGUCUAUACCAGCAUCAUUGUGUGCCCUGUUCUUAAAUUUUAAUAUUUCCUCACAAGCACUGAAGAUUUUGUUGACAGAAUGUCAGGCUCAGUUGAAAAUAUUAGAAUUGCAUCAAAUACAAAAUAAAGAAUAUGAAUUGUUUUCCACACUAAUUCAGUACACCAAGGAAAACAAAAAUUUGAAGGAGCUGAAGCUAUAUUUGGCCCAUAGUCUUAGAUAUACUGAAACUGUCAAUCCCAACGUUUUGGAGAAUGCAAAGAAUUAUUUGACAAUCAUUAAGCAGGAGACAAAAAAUAUCUACAACCUUUGGUAA